Molecule: messenger RNA, 1137 nt
Organism: Lathyrus sativus (Indian pea)
Lineage: Eukaryota; Viridiplantae; Streptophyta; Magnoliopsida; Fabales; Fabaceae
Source: the annotation of a GenBank genome assembly
AUGGACAUGAAUUCGAAUCAUACUCCUGUUCUCACGGAUACUGCUCCGAUAACAAAUUCUAGGCUACACGUGCAUUCAAGUUUGUUGCCUUAUUCCCAUACCGGUGCAACGUUUUCACACGGUAUGCUGUUGAAUAUCCCAAGGAAGAAGACGGGAAUUCUCGAUGAUGUUCUUUCUUGCAAUUGGUUGGAUGCCAUGAAAUCAUCUUCACCUCCACCGAAGAAUAUAACAAAGGAUGUUAAUCACGGGCUUGCAUCAUCUGAAACCGAUCCUUAUUUUAACUGGCUGCUAAAAUAUCCUUCAGCGCUUUCAUCUUUUGAUCAAAUUACGAACUACGCAAAAGGCAAAAGAAUUGCAUUGUUUUUGGACUAUGAUGGAACUCUUUCACCAAUUGUUGAUAACCCUGACUGUGCUUUCAUGUCGGAGAAUAUGCGCGCUGCUGUUAAAAAGGUGGCUGAGUAUUUUCCAACCGCAAUAAUUAGUGGAAGAAGUCGUGACAAGGUGCAUGAAUUUGUAGGACUAACAGAACUCUAUUAUGCUGGUAGUCAUGGAAUGGACAUAAUCGGUCCUGUUAGACAAUCUCUAUCUGUAUCGCAUAAGCAGGGAAAAAAGGUUAAUUUAUUCCAACCUGCUGCUGAAUUCCUUCCUAUGAUUAACGAGGUACUGAAGUCUCUUAUUGAUUGUACAAAGGACAUCGUAGGAUCAAAAAUUGAGAACAAUAAAUUUUGUGUGUCAGUUCAUUACCGCAAUGUAGACGAGAAGAAUUGGGAUUUGGUGGGGAGACGAGUUAAUGAUGUUCUCAAGGGCUUUCCACGUUUGCGGUUAACUCACGGUCGCAAGGUUUUAGAGGUCCGGCCUGUGAUUAACUGGGAUAAGGGAAAAGCCGUCACGUUUUUACUCGAGUCACUUGGACUUAACAAUUGUGACGAUGUGCUUCCUAUAUAUAUUGGCGAUGAUCGAACGGAUGAAGAUGCAUUUAAGGUUUUGAGAGAGGGAAAUAAAGGUUAUGGGAUUUUAGUCUCUUCCGCACCAAAGGAAAGCAAUGCAAUUUACUCUCUUCGGGAUCCGUCUGAGGUGAUGGAAUUUCUGAAGUCGCUUGUGGUUUGGAAGUCAAGUCCCAUAAAAAGCCAUAUAUAG